Macrosiphum euphorbiae (potato aphid) is the source of this 489-nucleotide messenger RNA. The record is from the annotation of a GenBank genome assembly. NCBI's taxonomy places the organism in Eukaryota, Metazoa, Arthropoda, Insecta, Hemiptera, Aphididae.
AUGUUAAGGAAAAGUGAAAGACCUCUUCAACAAUUAGCUAAGAGAUACUCUGAACAAGAAAACAUUGGACAAUCGGGUUUAAAAAAAUUGCAUACAUCUGGCCCAUUAUCAAAUAGUAUAUCAACAAUUAAGACAUCAGUAAUCCAGUAUAAACAGUAUACUUCAUUUAAAUUAUCCAUUUUAUGCGAUGGUACCAAAAAUUGUUUUUGCCUUUUAAAUGACAAUGUAGUUGUUUUUGUUCAAAACAUUGUUAAGUUUAUUUCUUCGGAUAAGAUAUAUAUUUGUGGGUAUGAUCUUAAAACAUUAACUCCUUCUAGUUUUUAUACCAUACCAUGCAGUUCUAUUGAUUUAAAUAUUAAAAUAGUCUCUAUUGGAAAAAAUCAAACUUUACAAAUAUGGCCAAUAGACACAAUUAAAGCAAAAAUAUGGUUGAUUCCUUUUAAAGAAAAAUAUAUUGCAGUUCCAAUCAUUCAUUCAUACACACAAUAA